This is a messenger RNA of Vigna unguiculata (cowpea), 752 nucleotides long. It is a transcript of the gene WIH1, whose product is annotated as cysteine-rich TM module stress tolerance protein. Gene Ontology annotation, cellular component: plasma membrane. Lineage: Eukaryota; Viridiplantae; Streptophyta; Magnoliopsida; Fabales; Fabaceae. The record is from RefSeq and is a predicted model, not a curated record.
UGUAAUCUUAAAAAGAAAAUAUUUGUUUCAAAUAUAACACGGGAAUGGUUGCAGAUUUUGAACGCGUUUUUGUUUCCUUAGUCGGUUCAGUUCAGCGAAAGAAACAAGAAACUUCCUCUUCCUCUCACCGCCGCUGAAUCUUCUUUAUAUACAACACCACAAGCUCUUUCUCUUCCCCGCAUCACUCGCCUUCGUUGUCGAUUUGUUUCCAUCAAGUUUCGUUUUCAAAAACACCCAUCAACAUGAGCUACUACGAUCAUCACCAACAGCCUCCAGUUGGGGUUCCUCCCCCACAAGGGUAUCCAGGAAAGGACUCUUAUCCCCCACCAGGGUACCCUGCUCAAGGUUACCCUCCGGCAGGCUACCCUCCACCGGGGUACCCUCCCCAAGGCUACGCUCCUCAGUACGUUCAACAACCUCCUCCUCCUAGGCAAGAAACCGGUUUUCUUGAAGGAUGUUUGGCUGCACUCUGCUGCUGUUGUUUACUUGAUGCUUGCUUUUAAGUUCUGAAGAGACGUGAUUGGUUGCUGAUUCGGUGUCAUUAUACUGAGUUCUCGGCUAUAUGUUCUGCUAAUUCAGUAUUAGAUUGGUGUCGGUGAUUACUGUAUUUAUACGUGUUAAUUAACGGAUUCAUUUUUAGCAUAGUUAUUAUCAUAAUCUUUCUCUCAUGCAUUUUUCUUAUUUACGAUUAUUAAUUAAUUAAACAACCUUGUAUCUUAUAACACUUAAUAAGUCUAGAUAAUUUCAUGUCA